This is a messenger RNA of Centropristis striata (black sea bass), 1836 nucleotides long. RefSeq names its product E3 SUMO-protein ligase ZBED1-like. The record is from RefSeq and is a predicted model, not a curated record. NCBI's taxonomy places the organism in Eukaryota, Metazoa, Chordata, Actinopteri, Perciformes, Serranidae. The coding region runs from base 1 to 1836 and encodes 611 amino acids. Gene Ontology annotation, molecular function: protein dimerization activity. The transcript has 4 exons.
AUGUCACCGGAAGUUAUACCAGACGGGCUCUGGUAUCAUGGCAACCAGCCGGCAACGGAGCUCGAAGAGCUCGCCUUCCACGGCAGCACAACGACCAUGCACGAGCACAUAAAGAGGAAGCACGUUGUGGCUUAUGACGAUGGAGACGAGGGACCAUCGUCUCGUGUUAAAAAAGAACGUUCUUCUUCAAUGGGCGACUUUGUUAUAAAGCCAGCUUCAUGCACACCUCAGCAAGCAAAUGACCUGACUGAGUCCAUACUGAAAAUGUUGGUGACGGACAUGAGACCUCUGUCCAUGGUGGACGAUGAAUGGUUUAAAGAGAUGAUUAAACAGUUCAACCUGGAUUAUCAUGACAACUACCUACCAGGCAGAUCCCACUUCACCACACUGAUGGAGAAGAAAUAUCAUGCAACCUUUGAUAAGGUAAAGGAGACCCUCAGGGGUGUCAACAGUUUCCUCACACUGACUGCUGAUGUGUGGACCAGUCGUGCAACAGAGGCUUACCUUGGUGUGUCUUGCCAUUUCCUGACUGAAGAUUGGAAGAUGAAGACCCUCAACCUUUCCACCAUGCCUCUUGAGGAGAGGCAUACUGGUGCAAAUAUAAUGACAUGGAUGGAAGAGGUUUUAGCAAAGUUUGACAUCUUGCCCACCAAAAUAAAAGCAGUAGUUCAUGACAGUGGUUCCAACAUGGUGGCAGCAAUGAGACUGCUUGAAGAAAAACAUGGAUGGGCCUCUAUCCGCUGUGCUGGACACACACUCCAGCUCAUAGUCAACACUGCUCUCAAAGAAACCACCAUCAGCAGAGCACUAGGUGCUGCUAGGCACCUAGUGGAGCACUUCAAGAGAAGCGAGCUGGCUAGUACAAAGUUAAAGAUGAAACAGGAGCAAAUGAAUGUCAAGCAACAUGCACUGAUCCAGGAUGUCAGCACCAGAUGGAACAGUACAUUCCACAUGAUUGAAAGACUCCUUGAACAGCGCUGGCCUCUCACUGCCACUCUCUCAGAUCCUGACGUAACUCCAAGGGGGAAACACUACUUCGACCUGAAGCCAGAGCAGUGGAAGCUGCUGGAAAAAUUGAAGCAAGGGUUGGCACCUUUUGAGACUGCUACUGUUUACCUUAGUGGACAGCAGUACACAACCAUUUCAGGUCUUCCACAGGUGGUCAAAGGGCUGACACGGGCUGUCCACCAAAGCCAAUUUGAAACAAGCUCAGGAAAGUCCUUCAUUUCCAGUGCAGAAAGGGGGGUAACACAGAGAUGGGGGAGUCUUUGCACUGUCUCAGGAGACAAAGAAAAUCCUGUUCUUCUUGCAGCCGCUUUGGACCCGAGAUACAAAAAGCUGAAGUUUUUGACUCCUGAAGAUGUCAUCAGACUGCAGGGGAGUAUUGAAGUGCUUGCUGUUAAAGAAGCAAAAACGACUGGGACACAGAAUGCAAAACUGCAGAAGGCAAAUGGUUCAGGUAGAAAGAGUGCUCUGGAAACCCUUCUUCAGUCUGACACAGACAGCUUGAGUGAAAAUGAGGAUGAAGAAUCUGAGGAAGACAGAAAGAUCCAAGUUGUGAUAAAUGAAGUUCGGCUGUACUUCAGCGAGGCCACACUCCCUAAAAAGGAUGAUCCUCUCAAAUGGUGGAGUGAAAAUGGGGGGCGAUUCCAGACACUAUCAAGGCUAGCUAAAUCUUUUCUCUGCAUCCCUGCAACCUCCACCUCAUCGGAGCGGAUUUUCUCUGCAGCAGGAAACAUCUGCUCUCAAAAGAGAGCAAGCCUUUCUACAAAACAUGUAGAAAUGCUAACUUUCCUGGCUAUGAACAAGAGCCUUGUGCAGUUUGGAAUUAUAUAG